Molecule: messenger RNA, 1086 nt
Organism: Rhinichthys klamathensis goyatoka
Lineage: Eukaryota; Metazoa; Chordata; Actinopteri; Cypriniformes; Leuciscidae
Gene: ifi44g
Product: interferon induced protein 44g
Exons: 7
Coding region: 1-1080 (359 amino acids)
Source: RefSeq, a predicted model, not a curated record
AUGUACACUCCUGGUUUUGGAAGUGUUGAAGCCUCACCUUUUGGCACCAAUUCCAGCAGCAAGCCUGAACCAGUCAUGGCCUCUUUGUCAUCACCACCAUCAGUCAGUUUUGGUCAAGCCACAACUUCAGGCAUCAAAUUUGGAUUGGGCCCUUUUCCAGCACCAUCUUCAGAGACCAAAUCUGCUCCCAAAACUGAAAAAGCAAAAAAAACUCAGAUUCCUCCUCUAGAUUUUAUACCCUUGCUGGAAAACCAGUGGAGAAAUAUGGAUUGGAGUGAAGAAGCGAAGGAGGCCCUGAUGGAGUCGGUCAGGUCGUUUAAACCGGCCAGCGAGAGCGUGACUGAAGCCAGGGUCCUGCUGAUCGGCCCAGUCGGCGCUGGGAAGUCCAGCUUCAUCAGUUCUGUCCAGUCUGUGUUCUCUGGACGGGUCAUUAACAGAGCCAUGGUGGGAUCAUCAUCCGCUACCAGCUUCACCAAGAAGCUUCGCUCGUUCAGCAUCAGAGGGGCCGGAGAGAAGGCGGACGAGCCCACAGCUCUGGUCAUGUGCGACGUCAUGGGCGUCGGUGAAGGAGAAACCACUGGACUGACUCUCCAUGAUGCGCUGUCGGUCAUUAAAGGACACGCUCCAGAGGGACACCAGUUUAGUCCCGAGCAGCCAGUGGGAGCAGACACCGUGGGCUACGUGCGGAAGCCGAGCGCCACGGAUAAAGUGCACUGCGUGGUGUUUGUAGUAGACGCCUCAAAGGUCGCCUCAUACGCCAAAAGCUUCGGCACAACCUUCCAGCAGCUGAGAGAACACAUCAGCAACCUAGGCGUACACCAGGUGGCAUUGCUGACCCACGUGGACCAAGUCUGUAAAGCUACCGGGAGUGACGUCACGCACGUUUACCGGAGCCAGAGCGUUCAGCAGGCAAUGCUGAAGGCCGGAGCGCUGCUGGGAAUGGCCACUUCCUACAUCGUCCCAGUGAAGAACUACUGCUCAGAGCUGGAUCUGGACGAAAACACAGAUACUCUACUGCUCAAAGCUGUCGAUCAUAUCUUACAAUAUGUCAAUCUGUAUUUCCAAGACAACAGCGAUUAAAGCACU